Thermothelomyces thermophilus ATCC 42464 is the source of this 1392-nucleotide messenger RNA. RefSeq lists its product as uncharacterized. Lineage: Eukaryota; Fungi; Ascomycota; Sordariomycetes; Sordariales; Chaetomiaceae. The transcript is spliced from 3 exons. The record is from RefSeq and is a predicted model, not a curated record. Bases 1 to 1137 code for a protein of 378 amino acids.
AUGGAGCGGGGCGAGAGGCUGACAACCGGGGGGGAACAAGCCGAUCUAACCACUUACGGGCCCCUGCCAUCUUCCGCCGCGCUCAAACCACUGCAGGAUCGGCCAUCCGCGGCUUACACGACCCGUUUGCGCGCCAAGUCGUCGCCUCGCCCUCCCAACGCGCCGACAUCGCUCUCUCUAUCGCAUCUCGCCGGCGUCGUCAAGAUGCCGUCGUUCGAUCGUGUCUACGCUUCGUCGCCGGUUCUUGCCAUACCGGCACAGACUGCCCAUCCGGUCUCGCUCGACAAGUCCUUCCUGCAGCACCAAAUUCUGCCCUUGAGUCAACCGGCGUCGUGGCGCCCCCAACUAGUCCGCACCUGCACGGCUGCCGGCCGUAAACGGUCCAGAGAUGAGGCAUCCGUCAACCUCGACCCUCCAGAGAAGUUGGUUGAGCUGCCAGUCAAAGAACGGGAGGAUGAAUGGGUCUACGGCCCCGGCAUGACGCUCAUCAAGAAGUCGGCUGGCUACGUCGCCGACGCGAGCAACCAGUCUGGAACUUGGCUCGAAGAACGGGUUGCCGCGGAAGAAGCACGUAAGACAGAAGCGGCUCUUCUUGCGCAACAACAAUUGGCGCAGUCGCGGCCCUCUCUGAGGAGCCACAAGUCGCAACGGCUUGACAUGACGACGACGUCCAUCAGCUCUGAUGGUAUGCUUUCCGGUUGCCGCUCUAGCCCCACUCGCGAAGCCAUCAACCCAGUGACCGCAUCUUCGGAUUCACUUGCGCAACCAAUCGUCGACGAUUUUACUCUGCACCUCGGCAUUGGCUGGAGCCGGAUCAGCGACAACGAACACAUUCAAGCCGCCGCUCGUGGUUGGGCCCGCUUCAUCGAGAAUCAUUAUCCCGUCACCAACGCCAAGAUCCUCCUGGAAAGCCGCGGCCUCCAGUCGUAUCUCGUCGAAGCAACUGAAGGAUACUUCUUGUUCGCGGAGAACCUUCGCCAGGGCCGGCUCGUCAGCACGACUUCAGAAGGCGCUCUCGACAAUCUCAAGGUUUCGCCGCCCGUAUUUGACGGACUCGAAAUUAUGAAUGCCUCCGCAUCGGCCAGAUCCCUCGAUUCGAUCGCGUCUACCACGUCGGCUGAUAUCGACAUGAGCUAGACGACUUGAGGUUUGAGUUUUGGCGUUUCGGGAAGGGUUUUGUUCUUGCGAGAUUUGGUUGAGCAAUCAGUGCUCGGUAUGGCGUUGAAUUGGCAGCGUCGGCAACGGUUGGGUUCGGUUCCUCUUGGGCCAAAGGGCUCUUUGGGCGAUGGGUAGCCCGGGCCCCCACGGUAUUUCAUCAUUCGGGAUUAAGCAGCAAUUGCUCAAGGGUAGUUAGUGUAUGAGUAGAAACAAUAAGUGAUUCGUUGCAUUCUC